Messenger RNA from Manihot esculenta (cassava), 1905 nucleotides. RefSeq names its product O-fucosyltransferase 31. NCBI's taxonomy places the organism in Eukaryota, Viridiplantae, Streptophyta, Magnoliopsida, Malpighiales, Euphorbiaceae. The record is from RefSeq and is a predicted model, not a curated record. The transcript has 10 exons. The coding region runs from base 201 to 1742 and encodes 513 amino acids.
AAUUGUUAAAUCCAAAACAGUGAGGGCGCACGCACGUUGGGUUCCCCCUUUCCUGAGGGUGCAACUAACGAAAACAACCAUUACCAGAGAAAGAGACGCCUCCGUCACUGCCAAAAGGCGCUAAGAAAAGCUUCAAAUCUCGCAUUGUAUGUUCAAUUAAAAGUCUAGGGUUAGGGUUUUUCUCACCGAAUCGGGCAGGGAUGAAGCAGCUGUUACACGGCCAUCAGAGCCAUUCUCAGAGAACGGCUUUUGCUGGUCUUCUCGUAAUUCUGCUUCCCAUUUUCUUCCCUCGCGUCUUUGGUCCCUUGGGCCGAGCCUCGCCUUCUCUCUUCUCCGAAUGGAUUGCUCCAAAACCUAGACAUUUGCCACUUCUAAAAGCUGCUUUAAAUCGCCAUAUUCUCAGUAGACAACAGUCUGAGCUUUGGUCCCCUUUGCCUCACCAAGGAUGGAGACCUUGCACUGACCACUCAACUCUGCCUUCGUUACCUAAAAAAUCUGAUGGGUAUAUUCAAGUAUUUCUUGAUGGAGGAUUAAACCAACAAAGAAUGGGAAUAUGCGAUGCUGUUGCUGUUGCUAAAAUACUAAAUGCAACUCUUGUAAUCCCACACCUUGAAGUAAAUCCAGUCUGGCAAGAUUCAAGUUCAUUCGUGGAUAUAUUUGAUGUCGAUCAUUUUAUUGAUGUCCUACGCGAAGAAAUUUCUAUUGUUAAAGAGCCCCCCAGUGAGUACUCUUGGAGCACACGUGAGUAUUAUGCGACAGGUAUAAGAGCUACUAGAAUCAAGACCGCACCUGUCCAUGCUUCAGCUCACUGGUAUCUGGAAAAUGUUUUGCCCGUACUGCAGAGUUAUGGCAUUGUUGCUAUUGCCCCUUUUUCUCACCGCUUGGCUUUUGACAAAUUGCCUACAAACAUCCAACGCCUACGGUGUAAAGUGAAUUUUGAAGCUUUAGCGUUUGUUCCUCAUAUAAAGUCAUUGGGAGAUACGCUUGUUAAUCGCCUCCGGGAUCCUUCUGCUGCCUCAGGGACUGAGUUCCUGAAGGAGAGAAGAGGUGAUGCUGAAAAAGAGGGAUCUGGAAAGUUUGUUGUGUUACAUCUUCGCUUUGAUAAAGAUAUGGCUGCACAUUCAGCAUGUGAUUUUGGCGGUGGUAAAGCUGAAAAACUUGCUCUUGCCAAAUAUCGCCAAGUUCUUUGGCAAGGAAGGGUUUUAAACUCACAGUUUUCAGAUGAGGAGUUGAGAAGUCAGGGUCGUUGUCCAUUGACGCCUGAAGAGAUUGGGUUAUUGCUAGCAGCUUUAGGUUUCAGCAAUAAUACUCGGCUCUAUCUUGCUUCACACAAGGUUUACGGUGGAGAAGCAAGGAUCUCUACCUUGAAGCAACUAUUCCCCAUGAUGGAAGACAAGAAGAGCCUGGCCUCUGCAGAGGAACUGGCUGAAGUUGAAGGCAAGGCUUCUCUAUUGGCUGCAGUUGACUAUCAUGUGAGCUUGCAGAGCGACAUCUUUAUAUCUGCCUCCCCAGGAAACAUGCACAAUGCUUUGGUGGGACACAGAGCUUACCUGAACCUGAAGACUAUAAGACCAAACAUGGUGCUGCUGGGCCCGCUCUUCCUGAAUAAGAGCAUGGAAUGGCCAGAGUUUCAGCUUGCAGUGGUUAAUGGGCAUAAGAGUAGACAAGGGCAGAUUAGAUUGAGAAAGGAGAAGCAAUCAAUAUAUACAUACCCUGUUCCUGAUUGUAUGUGUCAAUUAUAACUGUGAAUGAUGGAUGCAGAAGUUUUAAAUGCAAGUUUGUGCGUAAUUAUGAGCAAGUGCUGCUCGCUUUUUCUGAGUUGUGCAUAGCUACGGUCUAGAAUAUUUUGGUUUUGCAUUUUGCUUGAAUUUGUGAUUAUAGAUAUGGAGAUUGGUUUCAAUCUUA